Pelobates cultripes (western spadefoot toad) is the source of this 477-nucleotide messenger RNA. Lineage: Eukaryota; Metazoa; Chordata; Amphibia; Anura; Pelobatidae. The record is from the annotation of a GenBank genome assembly.
AUGCGCUCUCUGUUGGGAGCUCCGGAUAUUGUAAAGUUUGGGUUUAUCAUUGAUUUAAUGAAUCACAUGCUUUGGAAUAUUGAGGGGAGUACUAGCCCUUCUGAGCAUGCUCGGAUCGGUUUAGGCUCCAAUUUGCCUCCUGUGCAUGUUGUCUAUCCACAUGAGGAUGUUGGGGCCGUAAAGGGUAUUAAAAUCAAACACCCUCCUGCUCCUCCUGUGGAUACAGAAUCUUGGUGGCAUGAAUAUGCCGAUGUAUGGGCCAAAGAUAGUCUAGAUUGUGGUAAAUCACAAUUAAUGGUUUCUUUGGAUGGUUCACACCACCCAUAUGUUAAACAGUAUCCAAUUCCACGUGAGGCAGAAAAGGAUUUAGAAGUUAUCAUUGACCAAUUGCUACAGCGUGGGUUAAUUCGACCAUGCCAAACUGCAGGCUCGAGUCCUGUGUGGCCUAUUCGUGAAAAAUACAACACUUGCGUUUAA